Messenger RNA from Pelobates fuscus (common spadefoot toad), 1443 nucleotides. RefSeq names its product gastrula zinc finger protein XlCGF64.1-like. Lineage: Eukaryota; Metazoa; Chordata; Amphibia; Anura; Pelobatidae. The transcript has 3 exons. The record is from RefSeq and is a predicted model, not a curated record. Bases 314 to 1279 code for a protein of 321 amino acids.
CAUCACUGCGCCUUUCUACCAAAGUGGGUCUCAGCGCAGUGCUGCAAGAUGAAAUACUUACAAGGAAAGGGCAAAAUUGCAGAAAAAAAAGCAAAGUAAUCAUAUAAAUAUUUUCUUUGAUCAAGGAUGCUUCCUCCAGCAAGGUACCAUGAGCUUUUAAAUAAUUUUUGCAUGCUGCCAUUUCACAAAGGAGUUCCACGUAAACUAAAGAAACAAAUGGGGAGUGAUGGGCACAGAGUUUAUGUUGAGCUAAUUGGAUAAAGGAGGCAAAAGAAACUGAACGAACAAAAUUACUCAGCGAGGACAAAAUAAAAUGAAUAUGUGUAAAAGGGGAUCAUGUGCACAAGAUGAUUUGGAUGUUUUGCUUAUUGACAGUAGAGGGGUUCCUUAUACUAUGAGUGAGAAAAGCAAAUCUCAUUGUGUCAGUGAGUUGCCAAUUAAAUGCAAAAAACAAACUGCAUGUCACGCUCAGGCAAAUGAGAAAGAUUACAAUUCUAAGUUUAAGAGAGAAGACAAGAGUUUAAAGUGUACUGACUGUUCAAAGCGUUUUAAAUGGCCAUCUCAUUUAAAGCAUCAUAUGCGGAGUCAUACCAAUGAAAGACCUUUUAAGUGCACUGUGUGCCCAAAGACCUUUAAGGAUCCACAUAAGCUUAAUAGACAUCAGCAAAUCCACCCACAGUUUAAAAAAGACAUGGUGUAUUGGAAGCUAUACAAGUGCAAUAUUUGUGAUAAGAACUUCAAGUAUCCCUCUGAUCUUGAUAAACAUAACUUAAUACAUACAGGUGAGAAACCAUUUAAAUGCCCUAUAUGUGGUGCAGGCUUUAGACGUUUUGACCAUUUGAAAAGGCAUAAUUUUGUUCACUCUGGUGAUCGACCUUUUAAGUGUAGUGUUUGUGCAAAAGGCUUUGUGGAAGCCACUGAACUACUUAAACAUGAACGAACCCACACUGGGAAUAAACCUUACCAGUGCACCUUUUGUGAAAAGAGCUUUUACCAUUUACGGAGCUUAAAGGAGCAUGCAGCUGCAAAGCACGGUUUAGGAGCACUAGAGAUGAAAACAUUGUAUAGAGAUAUCCGCAGCAGAAUUGCUGCUGCAAAGGGAAACACCCAAUACUCUAGUGAAACAUCCACAAAGACUGGAAAAAACAGACUGGAACUAGAGAACUCUGAAUGUAUCUCUACAGAAGACAGCCCAAAUGAGAUCGUUGUAUGUCUUUCUGAUGAUGAGAGUGAAUCUGACACAAAUAUUAAAGACAAAGAAUACUGGAAAAUGUAUUAAUGUAUGUGUUAAAUAUGUGUGUUUAUUAUUACAGUCUAAGGCAGGCUUCCCCAAACUACGGCCCUCCAGAUGUUACUGAACUACACCUCCCAUGAUUCUAUGAGUGAAAUAGGCUGAGAAUCAUUGAGUUGUAGUUCAGCAACAUCUGUAAGGCCGGGGUUUGG